Messenger RNA from Paramuricea clavata, 6109 nucleotides. Lineage: Eukaryota; Metazoa; Cnidaria; Anthozoa; Malacalcyonacea; Plexauridae. The record is from the annotation of a GenBank genome assembly.
UUUUUAAGAGCGGCAUUGGAUGCACCGACUGAAGUCAAACUACUUAAAGAAUGGUUGGGGUAUCAAAACCUUGCCUUGCUUGUCAGUUUUGAGGGAGGACAGCUUGUUACCAGGUAAAUGUUGAUACACAUCUAUCAUGAUACAGCAGACUUGUUGAAUUUUUCUUUCAAGAAUAUAAACAUUUUUAGACGCAUAUGGCGGUUGAGAAACACAAAAUAAUAGUUAAAUAUUGACAAUUUGAAUACAAUUAUCAUCGAUGCUGUAAAAUUGACGCCAUAUUUUAUGCAGCAAUAUAAGCAAAACUUACUGAACUUCAGACAUCAUUUUCUCUUUGGCGUACCAUCUAUAAUCUAUUCAUUCUGGCAUGAUUUUACAGAUAAGACACUAAACACACUUUUUAAGUUUGAUUGCCGCUUGAGUAACGUAUUAAAAAUUUAAAAAUUGAAUAUACUCAUAACUUAGUAAUGAGAUGAAUCUCUUUUCGUGUUUUCGAAAUUAUAAUUUCAAACAAUGAUUUCUAUAGGUAUCCACUUGAUGCCAAAGUAGAACCCGGUGCCCGCGCCAAGAAGUUCACGACGGCCGAUGACGACAUUCUCCGAGAGUUAGCGCUCACGUACUCGGAGCACUAUCCCGACAUGCAUAGCGGUCAUGGAUGCAGUUCCAAAACUCCGACCCAGUUCCCCAGUGGGGUCACAAACGGUGCCGGAUGGCGAGAACUUCCCUACAGCCUACAAGAUUAUGCCUACUUAGACCUAAAUAUCCUAACAAUAACCCCACAUAUCCACUGUUGCCACUAUGUAAGCGAAGCUGAACUACCAAAAUUAUAUAAAGACAAUGAACCCUCUCUCCUUGCGAUGUUAGACAAAACCCGCCAAGCGGUCAAAGGUGAUAUUUCGGACAAAUUACGGACACCACUUCGAAAUUCCUAUCUUGCAAUUCAUGGUCGAAAUACUAUCAUAAAUGUGACCAAAGAUUACGGUAGCUUUUACCGAGUGUUACCCCAAGGACGAUAUAAACUUAUCGCGCAUGCGCCUGGAUAUUCGAGUGUCAUCAAAGAGGUUGCCGUUGGUCCUGAAGUCAAAACCAGCGCACUGUUUAGUUUGAAUAAGUUUGUGACGAAUUACAAGUACCAUAAACCGGGAGAAAUUGAGGGAUUACUCGGUGAACUUUCUAAACACUGUAGUGACGUCAUGCGUUUGUACACCAUUGGCAAAACAGUCGACGAACGAUUGAUACAUGUCGUAGAGCUGUCUGAUAAUCCAGGUAUUAUUUUCAGUAUAGUAAUGUUAUUAUAGUAAUACUGUUCAAGCAUUCUUCUAAAAAAUACGCCAAAUGAUACGAGUCACGAAUGUAUGUAGAAGUGUUUCCUCGUUUUACGAAAAGCAAAAAUGGACCCCAGAAUUGAAAUUUCUAUGGUCAAAUUAGUUCAUAUCCAGAAUUUCACGUUGUUUGGACAGUCCGGUCGCGAGUUAUAACGCUUCGAAUAUUAGGUUUUUGGGUAUAGAUUUGACUGGAAUUUGCUUCUGCAGUGACAUAAAGAAACAAAUUUUCAAAGUUUUAUAAUUCGCAACUUAACUGUCCAAACAACGACCUUUCGUGGAUGACAAAUUCAAUUCUGUCGUCCAUUUUUGCCAAAUAUAAUGACAAAAAUUUGACACACUAUUAGUUGGAUUGGAGAAUUAUCUCUGUCUUAAAUUGGAGAAUUGUCUAUGUCGUAAAAUCAUAAACCUGAACUAAGCUAACUGUAUACUCGUCUGACUUAAUUCAAGGUAUCCACGAACCUGGUGAGCCCGAAUUUAAGUACGUUGCGGGCGUACACGGCAACGAGCGGGUUGGUCCAGAAAUGUUACUUCUAUUGGUGCGGUAUUUAUGUAUGAAUUAUGGCAGUGAUGACAUCGUUACGAAGCUUGUGAAUACGACAAGAAUACAUAUACUACCCAUGUUGAAUGUCGACGGGGCGACAAAAGCCCGGGAGGGAGAUUGUACCUCGGAGAUUGGUCACCCCAAUGCUAAUGGCGUUGAUUUGGAUGAUUUCUACCCAGGUGAGAACAGUUUAUAAUUUUCAGAUUUGUUUCACCCAACCAGGGGCGAGACCGUUUUCUUGGACCGUUUUCGUGGUUUAUGACUGAGAUAGAUAGUCUAAUCUCAUAAUGGAUCUCAUUUUUUCUACAGGCAAAUUUAACACCAAGAAAUCACAGCCAGAAACAUCGGCCAUCAUCAACUGGCUAGACAGUCACCAAUUCGUCCUCUCCGCGACCCUUCACGGCGGUACCCUCCUUGCAACCUACCCCUUUGACUCGUCCCAGACUCCUAGUAAUCACGGCGAGGCUGAUGACGCAAUCUUCCAACACCUCGCGUCCGGGUAUGCAAAAGUACACCCCACGAUGCAUUAUGGGCAACCUUCGUGCCCAGGCCUUGCCGUGAACGAUAAAUUUCCCAAAGGAAUCGCGCCUGGAUCAAAGUGGAAGUCCAAAAUUAGUUCAAUGAAGGAUUAUAAUUAUAUGCAGAAGAAUUGUUUCGAGGUCUCUAUCUAUUUGGGAUGUUGUAAGUUUCCGUAUGCCAAUACGUUGCAGAACUUCUGGGCGGUGAAUAAGAAGCCUUUGAUUUACUACAUGUAUCAGGUAAGUGGAAAAAAUUUUAUGCGGCGGCAUACAAAAUUUUUUUGAAACAAAAUUUUUCUACGGCGGUAUACAAAAUUGUUUUUAAACAAAAUUUUUCUACGGCGGUAUACAUUUGCGCUAUUCAAGCAAAAAUUUUUUUAGAAUGAUUUGCAAAGAAUCACAGCGCUCAUAUAGGUUUUUAUUUUGAACCCAACAAGUUUCUAGCAAAUAAGGAUUAUUUUAUUGAAAAUAUCGAUAUCAUUUCAAGGUCCAUCGUGGAAUCAAGGGAUUCGUCAUGGACGAAAAUAACAAACCUCUCCCUGGGGCUACCAUUAAAAUAACUGGCCUGGUUCAUACCGUCCGCUCGGGAAAGGACGGCGAUUAUUGGCGACUACUUACGGCCGGCUUAUAUCAAGUGACGGCUUCUGCCGAACACUACGAGAAGGUCACGAAGGAAGUCCGAGUAGCCGACGCUCUUAAAGCCACUGUUGUGAGCUUCCGAUUAGCGAAAGGUAAACCCAUUCCUAAAAAAUCGAUGUUGUUCUUCGGGAUGAAACAUUUGCCUUUGAUAGCAAUUGCGUGUCUAAUUGGGAUAAUAGUAGCUCUAACGUUGUUUGGGCUCGUCCGGUUUUUGCGGCGACACGAAAGGCGGAAAGAUUUUGCCAAACGGAACGGGCGAAAUGCUUACAAAGAUGAGUACGAAAGGGAGGUCGCUCUGAAAUCGUUUAAUUCGAAAGCGUUGCUAAGAAACGAGUACAGUGACGACAGCGAAGAAGAUGAGUUGGAAGAAUACGUUGUCCAAGGACGAUCUUAUAGGAAGUCGUAAAUGUAUCAAUUAUUUUUAAAUUAAAUCAUGGAAUUAAUUAAUAUUUAAUCAAAAACUGUGAUACUAUAUAUGUUAGCAAGGUUAGAGAUUUCAGCGUAGCUGCAGGGUCUUGGGUAGAAGGUGAUUUUGAUGUAUUGAAAUAAAUCACUAGGCUUAAACGAAAAUUCAAACGCUGGUUUGUCGAGCAGCAUGAUCUCUUCCCAAAAUUAAGGUUAUGUCUUAAUUGUCAAAAAGCGCUCAGAUUAAGAAAUUGCCUUAAUUUGAACCCUAUCUCUAACCUUAACCCCGACCCUUAUCUGAUCUUAAUCUGAUCCUAAUCUAAAUCUGACGAACUUUUCCCCUUCUUUUGGAAAGAGAUCAUGUUGUGUCGAGAAGAUCUCGUAGUUUAAAAAGAUUAUUGUUGCUGCUUGAACAGCCUUUCGUUUACAAUUAUACUACAGUCUAUCACAAAAAAAAUAAUGUAGUUUUGCCGAAUUGUGCGCCGUGACUUAUUUCAAUACAUCGAAAUCAUCCCGACUCGUCCCAGCAUAGCGGGAUCAUGUAGAACAGCCCCUCAGAAAUGCCAAACAACUUCAUGGCUUUGAAAUUUAAAAACAAAUCAAGCAAUAAAUUUCUAUUCUCGGGUUUUUCAAUCACGUGAUGUUUUAGCAUAUUACUCAAGUACACACGUAAAAAUUUCACAACUUGUCAACAAGAUGUGUUCGCAACAGGUUUGUAGCAAGCUUGUCAACAAGUUGUAACAAUGCUGUUGUUUUAUCAAGUUGCUACAAGCUUGUCACUCACAACUUGUUGACAAAUUGUUGAAUUGCAGGACGAUAACAAGUUGUUGGAAAACUUGUAACAAGUCUGUUGAACUCAACAACCUUGUAGCAAGUUGUCAACAAGCUGGGAACAAGCAGUGCGAACACAUCCUGUUCACAAGUUGUUGCAACAGCAUUGCUACAAGUCAGCUGCAGGUUUGUUACAAUUUGUACGUUUUUACGUGUGUAGGGGGGGGGGGGCAACCAUUGAACUGAGGUCAACUAAAACACCGAAGACACAAAAUAGCUGUCAACGCAUCUUAUGUAAAUGCGUUCUCUGACUAUUGUAAAAGCCAAUGUAAACAAUAUAAAAGCUGUCCGUUACCCACAGACCCACUUGAGAUGAUGUGACGUCGAAUAAACCCGAGAAUAAAUUUAUUGAACCAUAAAUUUAUUGAACCACAACAGGUUAGAAAGGACAUCAUGUGUUCCUUUUUAACGGUAAUUUAUAAGUAGCAAUGACAGCCUAAUGAAAUGUGUAUUAUAUAAUAAUAUUAUUUUCAAUUCUGUAAUCAAAGAAUGAAUAAAAGUGAAAUUUUAUCUUUUUAAUGUACAAGUUAAUACUAGAUAUCAAUAUGAUAUAUUUAAUAUCAUUUUUGUACACAACUUAUUCAGUAAACCAGCUCUGUGUAUCCGAACAACGUUUUAGUCGGCGGGAUAAAACUAGCCUGUGAACACAGUCGAGACUCGACAGUAACGUCUGUUCACAGGCUAGGAUAAAACCUCUUUCAUUUUUUGCGAGUUUUAAGCCCCUUGGGAGCACACAAUAAGUGAAUAAUAUCGCCCGUAACAAUGCGUGAAUUGUUUUUACAAAACUUAACACAAGCCAUUAACCCAUGACUAACUUUAUACCUAUUUCUCCAACUCGAUAAUUCCAUGCGCAAAAACCCAAAGGAAACAAGCACCGCAAUGUUGUCUGAUACAAUGGUAAUAAUGUCCAUAAAUUAACUUGAAUUUUUCUUUAAAUACAAAUCCGUUUGAGAAGUAAUGUAAAAAUGUAUGUGAAAACACGGCUAUAGCCAAGGAUUAUACAUUAUAUCUACGCAUCUAUUCUACUGAGGCCGGUUGUACGAAGGUCGGAUAGCGCUAUCCAUCGGAUAGUGAUUUUUUCAACCUUUGUAAAAUGCUUGAAAAACUGUGAAACUGCGGAUAUAGACGAGACAAGAAGUAUAAAAAACAUUUAACUUAUAAAUACUAAACUUUAAUACGAGUUAUACCAAUCAACGACUGAUUUAACAAAGCUUGAAAAAUCACUAUCUGGUGGAUAGCGCUAUCCGGCCUUCGUACAACCGGCCCCAGGUAUGUACAGAUUGAAAAUUUGAAAUCCCGUCCACCAUUGUAUGUGAUAUUCACAAUUUUCUACCUUCUUUUCUGUUCACCUGUGACUUUCGUAUACUCCCAAAACUUUCCAUAUCUCUGCCCGUCUCUGCUCCCAUUGAUGUAUACCCCUCCUCUAGAGACCGCUGUGCAGCCGGGCGUUGGCGCCCAGGCUUAUCUAUGUACACGUCAUUAUUAAUGUCUAUCCCAUAAGCCUUCACUUCGGCUGGGGACAGUCCUUGCACUGAAUCAACGAAUUUCCCGAUGCUGUUGGUGUCCACUGCGUCAUAAUUUGGCUCGUUGGACUCCAUGGUGUUGUCUAUUGACUUCGUUUCAUCGUUUAGGCCGUUGUGAAACUCUUCGGACCCAGGAACCUAAAACGAGUUUUUGUUAAGCUCCAGUCAAACGAGAUGUUGAUGAGAGUUGCAAUUCUCGCUCGCGUUUGACCACAACUCUCAUCAACUCUCAUGAAUUGCACUCUCGUCAACAUAGCGGUAAUAUCCUGUCAACUCUUAUCAACUCCCAUGCAACUCCUAUUCUCGUUUGACCGGGUUGCCAACUCUCAC